AUGCGGCGCCAGAUUGUGGCACUCUGCACAGUGCUGUUGAGUUCAGCAAGCGCCCUCUCAGUACCACGUCAAGAAGACACCGUCCGAGUGGACCACGGCCACGGCUUCACCAGACGAAACGAGAGCGCAGCCAUGGCCGGCGAACUCACCCUGAACAUUGACCCGGACAUCAGCAACCCGGCUUGUGGCGGGAUCUACGAGGCCCAAGUCAACGUCAAGGUCGCGCCUGAUCCGUUCUACCUCAGCGAAGCAUGUCGGAACGUGCUCAAAUACCUCGGCGGGAACAGCGGCAAGAAAAACGUCAACGUCAUCUUUGCCUGCACAGGAGGGUCGGCCACCGGGGUAGGAGAGCGGGACGUCAAGUUCAUCUUCAACAUCGCCGCGAGUGCCGCCGUUAAUGGUGCAAAUUCCGGGACUCAGUUGGUUCCGAGCAAUUUGGAAGUCGUUAAUGAGGGGGACAACACUUUCAUCAGCACGCAGGUCAACCUGGGGGUGAAGAUGAGCGGUUCGACGGCCAAGUUCCAGUUCAUCUACUGCUAG
This is a messenger RNA of Cladophialophora carrionii CBS 160.54, 540 nucleotides long. RefSeq lists its product as uncharacterized. The coding region runs from base 1 to 540 and encodes 179 amino acids. NCBI's taxonomy places the organism in Eukaryota, Fungi, Ascomycota, Eurotiomycetes, Chaetothyriales, Herpotrichiellaceae. The transcript has a single exon. The record is from RefSeq and is a predicted model, not a curated record.